Theileria equi strain WA is the source of this 2985-nucleotide messenger RNA. RefSeq lists its product as hypothetical. Bases 1 to 2985 code for a protein of 994 amino acids. The record is from RefSeq and is a predicted model, not a curated record. NCBI's taxonomy places the organism in Eukaryota, Apicomplexa, Aconoidasida, Piroplasmida, Theileriidae. The transcript has a single exon.
AUGAUGUUAUUCGCCGUAUUAUACAUACUGUCUAUAGCUCGUAUAUGCCAUUGUGGAGAUGAUGACAGGAUUGUAGAAGCACAGCCUCAAUGUGCGGUCGCCUCUGGAGGUUCAUCUCAAGAUGGUGCCAGCGCUUUGCUCUCUGCGCAAGCCCUAGACAUUUCCGAGUUUGACACAGUUCUAUACACUGCCCAUUACUACAAUGAUACUGGGAAUGAUGUCAUAUUUGUGGUCCCUCGAGAGGGUGUAGUGGUGAAUAAAGUGGUUUACGGAGAUACCACAAUUUGGACUCCAAGAAGGGGAGAAGAGUUUGGCUAUGCCAAAGUAUACACAAAGGAUGGAGAGAAAUGUCUCCUGGGAAUUAUAAAAAGGAGACCCAAAGGUCCAAACUGCAGAUGGUUUGAGAACACCAGAGACGGAUGGAUUGAUUGUGAUGAUCAUGUUGCCAAGAUGAAAUCUCUUCGGGUACCAUCUUCCCGCAUCGACACAUUCAUUAUAAAUAUUGAGGAGGAUAGAGAUACUGAAGAAUGCAGAAUAUUCGAUACGAAAUUAUUUGGAGCUCAAAUGAGACUCUUCUUUGCAAAUCCUGGGUUCCUUGCCACGGAAGUAAGGCAUAAUGGAGUAUCCAUAUGGAAGGCAGAAGAUGAAGAAGAUAAAAUAUGUCUAUCUUGUAACUUGUACUACGAAAACAGCGCACCAUCACUAUUGCUUGUUGUUACAAAGGUAGAAGAAAAGGAAGAUUAUAGCUAUUUCCAUAUGCAAAAUAGAGAGUGGAAAGAGAUAACUACUCCAGAAUUUUAUGUCCAGAGAAAUAAGCUCAUUGCUCAAGAUUCCGUGGUCAAAGAGGAGGAAGUAGAAGAGCCUACUCCGCAGAGAUCGUGGUGGAGUGGAUGUUUGGGAAUGUUCACUAGUAGAUUGAGAGCAGCUACCAACUGUAUGCGCCAGAGGGAAAAUCUGAGACUUAAAACUAGGCGACGUAAUGAUAAAUAUUCCAAAGAGGAGACCGAGGUAGUAGAAGAGGUAGUAGGUGAUCCUGUUGCAUCACACAGCCAAGGAUAUGGAGAGGAUAGAAUCUCUAUGGAUGCAGACGAUAAUGAUGAGGAUGUUGACAUUAUCUUUGACCUUCCAAAUGAUGUGAAUAAAAUGGAUGCUGAAGACAAAGAUAUAGGGGAGAGAGAUGGAGAUGAAAAUGGGAAGUCAGAGGAACAAACUCAAGAACCUGAAGUACCGGCAGGGCCUACCACAGAUGCAGAGGAAUCCAAGGUUCUAGCAGAUGCUCCAGUGAAGAAGGAAGAGUCUGGAAAAGAGGGUGAGUACGAUUACGAUUACGACGAGGAAGAAUUAGAAGUCCUUGUAGAGACUACAUCCGAUGAUGUAGAGAAGGUGAAACCAACUUCAAAUGUAGUUCCUACCAGUGAAAAGUCUACAGAAACUCCUCAGGAUGCCUCUACAGAGGUUGUAAGGCCUUUAAGCCCUUUCCUCACCAAAGUAGACACUUCCUUAUUUGAUCUAGAAGAAGCAGAGGAAGAUGUUAAGGUUCUUAAACUCACUCCUAAAGUUGAUAAGGUAACUAAAGUCAAGUAUGAUAAUAGGCAGAUAUGGUCCGGCAAAUCUAGAAUAGGGUCAGAUACUCUUUGCUCCUCUGCUGCCUUAUAUUUUAGAGAGAAGCCUAUUCUAGCUAUUAUAAGAACGAAGAGUAGUAGUGGUAAGGAGGGUACAGUCUACAAGUACUAUGAUGGUACUAAAUGGCAGAGUUGUAAUGAAGAGACUCACGAGAAUAAUCUUGAGGCAUUGAAGGAAGACUGUAGGCCUAUUGGUAAGCCUGAAGACAAUCCACCUGUUUCCUCUGCUCCUUUGGAACAAGAUACCCUGAAUAUUUCUAGAGUAGAUCAAUCAAAUCUCGAAUAUUUUGAGUAUACACAUGAUGACAAUUUGAUUCAACUUAUUGCUCCAAAGAAGGGUGUAACAGUUGCAAAAAUCGUUAGAGGAAGUGAUACUGUAUGGACUCCUUCCUCUGGAGAAAAGUUCGAGUACUCCAAGCUAUAUCUUGAUAAGGACAGGAAACUUGUACUCAUCUUUGUUGCAAGUACAAUUUCUUCAAGGAUAGAAUACAACUACUUUGCAAAGAAUGGAACCAAAUGGGAAUGUGCAAGAGACUAUGCUGAAAAGAUGAAGUCUCUAAAGGUUGUUUCAUCCAGCAAACCUGACAUGUCUAUUGACUUAGCCAAGGUGGAGGACACAGAUGAAUGCAGAGUAGUUAAUGUUGAACUCAUGAAUAUACAAACACAUUUUCAUUUGCCAAAGCUAGGGUACCCUGUCAAGGAAGUAAGGGAUGACGAGGAUGUUCUGUGGACCUCUGACGGUCCUGGGAGAUGCACGGGUUGUGCUGUAUACUCCAAGAAUGAUGUUCGCCUGCUCUCACUUUUUGUAAGAGAUGGGAACGAGUUGCAUUACAAAUACUUUGAGAAAAUUGAUAGAAAGUGGAACUCCAUAGAUAAUGGUGACUUUAACAAUAAGUAUAAUGAUAUGAGAAGUGAAACAAGUUAUUCAUCUGAUGUCGCUUCAACGGAAUCCAAUGAAGUUGCCACUGUAAAGCAUGAGGAACAGGAUACUGCUGUAAUGGAUUCUUCUCAGACAGAUGCCGAUACCCAUGAAGAUGAAGUUAAACCACUGAGUGACGCAGAGUCUUCUAAAGAAAUAACUCCUCCAUCAACUCAACAUGUAGAACCUAAUGAGGAAGCUCCUACAGAAUCUCCUGAAGAUGUUCAACCUGAGAAGGGACCAGAAGAAGAAUCUGGAGAUGUAGGACCUUCCGAGUCUGAACCCAGUGACCCUAAUGUACCAGAGACUAAAGUAGAAGAACAUAAAACUCCGGAAGACGAAGAAUACAACGAACCUGAGGCUGAUCAGGAUGACUCAGACGAAGAUGAAGGAUCUAACUGUUCUUAUUACUCCACUAUCUCUCAAGAUGUCUGUAAAGAAUAG